Messenger RNA from Cynocephalus volans (Philippine flying lemur), 4490 nucleotides. RefSeq names its product death-inducer obliterator 1-like. NCBI's taxonomy places the organism in Eukaryota, Metazoa, Chordata, Mammalia, Dermoptera, Cynocephalidae. Gene Ontology annotation, biological process: DNA-templated transcription. The record is from RefSeq and is a predicted model, not a curated record.
AUGGAAGGUAAAGGUGACCUGAGCAGUGAAGAGGCACCUGAUAUGAUCAAACCCACAAGGAAAGCCUUCAUCAAAACCCAGGGAUUCGGAAGAACAACUGUUGCUAAGCGAGAGAGUGUGGGAGAUGUGGAGGCAGGCUCACAGGGGCAGCAGCCCCCUCGGCAGCACAGCCUGGCCUUGGGACGCAGUGGGAGGUGGCCACAGUGCACCGAGCCAGUAGAGGAAUCCCUUACAAUAGUUCAGCGCCGAGGAAGGAAGAAUGCUCAUGUCUCCUUUGAAGAUUCCAGUGAGCCAAUGUCUUGUCCAGUCCCAGAUGUUGAAACUGCCUUGGAAGGGAGGAUAGGAAGUACCUCUGAGAUGAAAAGUGGCCCCCAUUCUGGUUCCUUGAGUGUACAGGAGCGACCUGCCUCUUCUGGAAAGGGCACAGGAAGCAAGGAGAAGGAGGACACAUCCGACAAUGACAGUGAUGGCCUGACUUUGAAGGAGCUUCAGAAUCGCCUUUGGAGAAAGCAAGAGCAAGAGCCACCUGACAGACCCCUGAAAGGCAUCCAGAAUCACCUGAGAAAGAAGCGUCGGGAGGAGAAUCCCACAGACACUGUGCAUGUCGAGGCAGGAACUACUGUCGAGAAUGCUCUGCCCAGCAAGCAAGAGCCAGAGACUGUCCAGAGGGUUGUGUCCCAGGCAGUGACCGAUGACCAAGAGAGUCAGCGGGAGAGGGCAGCAGCUUAGCAAUUUAAAGAUGAAGAGAGCAGGGACUCGGGCAAGCCUAAGCCUGAAUGUGAGCUGCACGACCCCAACACCCUGGACCGCAUGUGUCUCCAGCCUCGUAACAAUAGGUUUAUGAGUUGCUGUGACCGAUGUGAAAAACGGUUUCGUGGUGAUUGUGGGGGCGCUUCUCAGGCUCGAGGAAGGCUUUUGGAAAGGAACAGGGAAGGUUAUAUCUGCCCAAACUGCACUGUUCUGCAAGUGCAGGAUGAGACUAAUGCAGAAACCACAGAUCGUCGGGAAACUAAAUUUAGACCUGGAGAUGCUGAUGACACAGAGUUUACAAGUACAGGAACAGUGGAGCAAAAAUCUAGUGAAGACCGAAAGAUAAAGAGGAGAGUUGAGAAAGCUGCAAAUCCAAGUGGCAAGAAAAAACUCAAGCUUUGCCAGCCUGUGGUAGAGGCUCCAGGCACCUCCAGGUGUACCAGACCUGGGCGCUCCACUGUGGUGCAGCCCAACCUGGCCUACUGCAGCAAGGACCGCAUUCUUAAACAUGCUGCAGCUACUAUGAAAUGCUUAAGUUCAGGCAAAGAACAGAAGCCAAAACCUAAGGAGAAGAUCAAGAUGAAGCCAGAGAAGCUCCGUCUUGCACAGUAUAGUGUUCAGGGAGGCAUUAAAAGCUCUUCUCUGCACGAGAGACCAGCUCUAGAAAAAAAAGGAGGCACAGUGAAGAAGGCGGUGGUAGCUUUUUCUAGGAGCAAAUCCCUCGGGAAGGAGACAACUUGUGAAAGCAGCAUGUCGUCCUGGGCUAGCAACCAGAAUUACAGUGCAGUAAAGCUGGAAAAGAUUUCCACUGUCUCGUCAUCACUGUUGUGUAAACCCAGAAAGGCAGACGGAAGAGCAGAGGAGAAGGCAGCGGUGGCCUCGGGCUCAAAGAGAAAAGCCCGCCCGGGCUGCUUGGUGGGCAAAGGACCAUCGCCAAGACAUCUCGCUCCAAAGAAGUCUCCUCCUUUUGCUAAUGUGGCAGCAGCUCAACCGUCCAUUAAAAAGGCACCCUCUAGCUUCAAGGGCACCAUCUCCCAAAAGCUGUGGCUCUCGGCCACCCCAUCAGGUGGCACUUCUGCUGUCAGGCAGACGGCGGCUUCCAGACAGUUCCCUAGAUCUGCUGUUUUGGUUGGUGCCAUUGGGAAGCCGGUAACAACUUCUCUCCCUGUGGCCUGCCCGUCACAACCCAGUUCACAAAUUCGGCAGAAUAUAAGACGCUCCUUGAAAGAGAUUUUGUGGAAAAGAGUCAGUGACAGUGAUGACUUAAUCAUGACUGAGAAAGAAGUAGGAAACAUCACCCUUCAUCUGGAGAAGGAAAUAUUUAACUUGUUUCAAGUUACAGAUAUUCGCUACAUGAGAAAAUACCGCAGCCUCCUGUUCAACCUCAAGGAUCCUAAAAAUCAGGGACUCUUCCGUCGUGUUUUGCAUGGAGAAAUCUCUUUGGCAAAACUUGUGAGAAUGAAGCCAGAAGAACUUGGAUCUAAGGAAAUUUCCCGGGGGAAAGAGAAACUGAUGACAUCUGUGAUAGAAUCCAGAAGUAAAUUGUGCCAUGAAAGCAAAAAGACUGACAUUAAACAGGAAACCAUUCCCAAUAUAAAAGAUUAUACACCCGUGUCAGACUUAGGUGAACAGCAAGAAUCAGUACAAGCUGUCCCUGAAAAAAGCCCCCAGCCCCUUCUGGACAUUCGUAGCAGUUUGUUGAAAGACACAACAAGCCACCAUGAGGCGCAUCUUUUUAAUCUAAAUUGUAAAAUCUGUACAGGUCAGAUUUCCUCAUCAGAAGAUGAGCCACCUCUGAAAAAACAGAAAUUGUUAGCUUCUGCUAAGAAAGAAGACUUAAAAUCCAAGUGUACCAACUCUCCAUCUGAUCCAGUUCCUAACUCAGCUGAUGAAGGGAUACCAGGAACUCUGCCCAGAAAUGCUUCUGAGCCAGACCUGGAAAGUGCUUCUCAUCCAGACCUGGAGAGAAAGUAUUUCCCUGGGCCCCCAGGAGAUGUCAUUCCUGAGCUCUCCCCACUGGAAGGCCGUGGGAAUGCGGUUGUCACCACUGUCGUCAUGUCCAGCUGGGACUCCAGGACUGCUCCAAGUGGAUCGUGCACAGUCACAGCCUCCAUAGCAGCCCAGCCAGACAGUGCCCAUGUGGUAGAAACCAAACAAGACACACCGAUGCCUGCUUUGACUUCUGUGAUGGUGCCCAGGUUCAUACUGGCUAAGCCGUCCUCAUCCCCUGACCCAGGACACUUGUCAGUUCCAUCACAGAAUAUCACUGUCUCAGGGUCACAUUCCUCUGCAGAAGGAGAUACGAACCGCUUUUUAUCUGAACUCAGCACCGUUUGGAAAGGAUUUAUUAACAUGAAAAGUGUAGCAAAAUCUCUCACUAAGGCAUAUCCUGUCUCUGGGUGUUUUGAUUAUCUCAGUGAGGACUUGCCCAACAUAAUUCACAUCAGUGGGAGGAUCGCACCGAAGAUGGUUUGGGAUUAUGUUGGUGAACUCAAGUCUUCUGUGUCUAAGGAGCUCUGUCUGAUCCGCUUUCACCCCCUGACAGAGGAAGAAGAGGUUGCCUACAUUUCUCUCUACUCCUACUUGAGCAGUCGUGGCCGUUUUGGUGUUGUACCUAAUAAGACCAGGCACAUCAAGAACCUCUACCUCAUCCCACUGGGUGCUAAGGACCAUAUUCCAUCUGCACUCUUGCCCUUUGAGGGACCAGGUCUUGAGUCACCAUGUCCAAAUAUAAUCCUUGGGUUAGUAAUCUGUCAUAAAAUAAAACGUCCUUCAAGUGCUGGAGAAUUAGACAAAAUUGAGAAGAAACGGCCCCGACUUCAACAGGAAGAAGUGGAAGGUUCCAUCUACCCCAAGAUAACUGCAGCCCCGUGGUCUGAGGAGAAGCCUUCCAAGUGUCCCCUGUACCCUGCAGGCACCGCUGUCGGCACCGCACCCACAGGGUACCCUCCACCUCCACCUCCACCCUCUCUUCCAGAACCAUCAGAGUUAAAAAUACAGUCAUCCGUCAAGCCAGAAGCUACCCAGAUUGUCACAGCCUCCACUAAGCGAGCAGCAGUCACUACAGCAAAUUCCUCUGUUGUGUCACCGCUGGAAUCCAUCUUGCAAAUUCUCUUCAGAAAGAAGAAAUCAUCUGAGCCCCCUGCCAAGGAGUCUGUCGGAGCUCUUCCUUCCUUCCACCAGGACUCCAACACCAAGGCAGACGACGGGGUGUCCGCAGCUCCUUGGCCAGAUCCGACUGUUCAGCAGUUUGGUCAGUUCUCAAAGGCUCAGGCUCUAGAGGAAGAGGAGGAGGAUCAGCCGCACAGCCCUGAAGAAGAGCAGAACCUGGAGAGAGCCUUGGAUGCACAGCUCGCCAAGCGAGGGAAAAUAGUGAUUAUUAGUUAAAAAACUACAAACUAAAUAGAAAACUUUUCACUGUGAAGUACAAGAUAUGCCUGUUGUAUUUUUCAAGUCCUUCUGAAGUGUGAAAUAAGAGAAAACCUGGCUAAUUUAUUUGACUGUACAAAUACAUGUUGAUAAUUUUUAUAUUUUCAUGAACUUUUUCAGAUGCAAAAUUAGAGAAUUUCAUAUGUUCUUUUGGAGUCUAUUGCAUUACACAUCACUACAGAUUUUCACUUUAUAGCACAAAUUUUUAAGGAAAUAUGGAGAACAUGUCUAUUUGGGGUGUUUGUGUUAUAAACCAAGUGUCGCUAUGUUAAAUUACCUUAAAGCAGGGGUCAUUUCCAAUAUUUAAUAUG